AUGGAUGUUACAUUGAGUCGGAUAGCUAGUACUUUUGAGAAUGUGCGAAAUACAAUAAAAAAUAAACAUUCUUCAGAAAGACUUCAAAAUUUGAAAAAAGAUAUUCAAUUCCUGCAAACUGAGCUUAUUGUAUUGGGUAAAGAGAAUCAUGACCUUUAUGUACGAUCCUUGGCAAUGGAAGGAUAUUUAGCUUUGUUAACAGCUAAAUCGAUGCCGAUAUCAUUAAUUGAUAAACGGAACAUCCUUCAAACAUCUUAUGAUAAACUCAAACCUUACGAAUUACGAGAAGAUUGUCUUUUCAUAUUACUGAGAAUACAAAAUUUACUAUGUUAUUAUCUAAUACAGUUAGAUCAGACAUCUUUGGCCCGAGAAAUACUUGAAAAUAUAGAAGAGAUUUAUGAUAAGGUCAAUCAAUUUAAGCCAGACACAUUUUUGGACGCUGAAGAUUUAUUUACAACUGAACCCAUCAAUACAAUUAAACGAAUCAACCCAGAAAAGAUCGACAAAGUAAUUACAAACAAUAUUCAAAUGCAAGCGUUUUUGUACAACAAAUUGAAUUUACCAGAUAAGUACACUCUUUACAAUCAUACAGCAUUAAGAAGACAAUUGGAAAUGAAAGAAGGUACUCCCCAAGACUGGGCUUUACGAACUGCACGACUUGGCAAUUAUUUUACAUAUCUGAAUCAACUUAAUCAUGCUCGACAUCAUUUAUGCGCAGCUUAUCAUGUGCUGCGUACUUGUCACGAUAAUUGUAAAUUAAUGCCAGAAGAAUUUAUUCUUCAGAAGGCAGAUUUUGAAAUACAAUUCCUGGAGUUGAGUCAUCAUUGGGUCAAAUAUGGCUUAGCGCUAUUUAAGCUUUCUCGGAAAAAUAUUUUAAAUAAAUAUUUCACACAACCGGCAUCCAAAGCAGAUUUAUGGAAAACUAUGGAUGUUGUUAAUGAAAAUAUAGAAAAUCUCGAAGAAAACGGAAAGGAUGUCGGUACAGAGAAGAUCGGUAAAGGAGACUGUUCAGCAGAUAAUAUUUUUACGUUCCCUUCUUUGGAUCUAAAAGACAUAGAAAACAGAGUUCCAAAGGAAACUGUAAAAACUUCGGAAAGUGCUCGAAAACUUUUUGCAUUUACACAUAAAUGGUUGAUGAGAGCUAAGCAUUAUUACGAUUUUGAACAACAUUCUGCUCAGUACAUAACAUGUUCCUUGCAACUAGCUGAACUAUACGAACACCUAGCGUUCUUCGAAAGAAAUAUUGACAGUCAAUACAGUAUUCAAAAGAGAAGAGCAGAUGUUCUGGAGGCGUUAAAUUCUUUAUUAAAAACGUGCGAUAACGUUAUGUCAGUGCAGAUCGAUGUAAUUCGGGAACUAUCUCAAGUGCAAUUGGAACUGAUGGCUUUAAAUUUGCAAAAAUUAUGGGUUGAAGAAUCUCAAACCAAUAUACUCAAUUUAGAUAUUGAUGCAGAUUCAAUAAUUCAUUCCUUAGAUUCGGAAUCGAAUAAGACUCUUACUGAGAAAACACUAAGCGCCAGUUGUAAAAAUGCUCUCUUGAGGAAAAUGGAAGCAGCGACGUCCUUAAACGGGAGAUUGUUUAGACUGAGUGGGCAAUUGAAUGGUAAUCCUGUUCCGUCUGAAUCAAGUUUUGGAAUGGACCUUAAAAUUUAA
Zerene cesonia (dogface butterfly) is the source of this 1653-nucleotide messenger RNA. RefSeq names its product KIF-binding protein-like (gene L130). The transcript has a single exon. The record is from RefSeq and is a predicted model, not a curated record. NCBI's taxonomy places the organism in Eukaryota, Metazoa, Arthropoda, Insecta, Lepidoptera, Pieridae. Bases 1 to 1653 code for a protein of 550 amino acids.